AUGAAAGAAGAUUUGGAUAAAGAAAAUAUUCAUUUAUUUAAUUCACUUAAACUUAAAUAUAUUCUCCCUCAAUCUUUAAUUCAUCUUAUCCAAUUAGAUAUUUCUAUAGAACACUUUGAACAAAACAUUAUUGUUUAUGACUCAUUUUCAAAUAAAACAAGCUACUUAAGAAAUUUAAAAAAAAAUUUAGAAAAAGUUCAUUUUACUUUAAUUCAAUGUGGAGUAGAUUGGAUUUAUAUUAAAACACUUCCAAAUCUUUAUUUGAAAGUUAUUACUUAUGUAAAUAAAAUAAAUGAUAUUCAAGAAUAUUCAUUAUCAUUAUCACAGUUAUUAACAAGGGGAAAUACUUUAAAAUUUGGAAUUGUCUCAUUUGAGGUAAAUCGAAUUUUUGUUAUUUAA
Messenger RNA from Entamoeba nuttalli P19, 399 nucleotides. RefSeq lists its product as hypothetical. NCBI's taxonomy places the organism in Eukaryota, Evosea, Mastigamoebida, Endamoebidae. The record is from RefSeq and is a predicted model, not a curated record. The transcript has a single exon. Bases 1 to 399 code for a protein of 132 amino acids.